Messenger RNA from Saccostrea echinata, 8897 nucleotides. RefSeq lists its product as uncharacterized. Gene Ontology annotation, molecular function: calcium ion binding; calcium channel activity; protein binding. Gene Ontology annotation, biological process: detection of mechanical stimulus. The transcript is spliced from 26 exons. NCBI's taxonomy places the organism in Eukaryota, Metazoa, Mollusca, Bivalvia, Ostreida, Ostreidae. Bases 1 to 7749 code for a protein of 2582 amino acids. The record is from RefSeq and is a predicted model, not a curated record. Gene Ontology annotation, cellular component: membrane.
AUGUUUGCAAAAGCUGUUGUUGGAGUCAAGUGUGCAACUCCCACAGUCAUGUCUGUUCAAGCCAAUGCCACUGGUGAAAACAACGGAGGGAGAUUUUGUCCGGAGUUAGAUGAUGGUGUCAAUGUUACGUGUUUAAUUGACCAUGGUGUUGGAACUGGACAAAUGUGGAUGGAACCAGAUGGAACCAAACCUUCUUGUGUCAGCUACGCAUAUGCUCAAUCUGGGUAUCAAACAAUUCAUUUAUAUUGUUCCGUUGAUAAUACUUUCUUUUAUGAAAACAAAACUUUAUAUGUUGGGGAGGAAAUAGAUGGGGUGACAGUUGGUGAUGAAAAUGGUGGCUCCCUCAUUCCAAUGCCAAUGUCUGCCACACUGUAUGUGACAUAUGUUAACGGAAGUGACGUCAAUGUAGAAAUCUUCAGCAACACAACCAAUACCAUAUUCUUAAGCACCAACAUCACCAAUAGUAGCUCCACGCAUACUAUCACUGCCGCGGACGUUAACAACACACUUGGUGUGCAUGCUGUACGAGUGACUCUCUCUAAUCCCAUUUCGUCUGUGAUACGUUGGGUGGCUAUUGCUCACGAGGAAGAAAUCACUGGAUUUAACUUUACUGGAUUCAUCCAACCAAUCAUGCACGUUGCUGAUGAAGUGGAAUUGAAUUUUACACUCUCCACAGGAAGUAGCGUAUCAGUUGCAACAGAAAUAAGCAAUUCAUUAAUUGUGCAAAAAUGUGAAGGUGUCCUACGAACAUAUUCUUACGUGUAUGUUUUGAAUGAAACAGGUUCAUAUACAGUUGUAAUGACCCUUUCGAACUUUGUAUCAACAUUUAAUUGGACAUUCGAUAUAACAGUACAGUACCCCGUUCACAAUGUAACAAUUCAACAAGUUAAAAAUAUAAUGAAAGGUGCGACAGAUACUUGGGUUGUUGCACUUCCAGCUGAUUCAUUGUUUCCAAUGGGAAAUUUAUUUGCAGUUAUUGAAGAAGAUGGUGUUCAGCAGGAUAACGUCAGCUUGACUUUGACACCAGGGAAUUCUCAGAACAUAGCAAGAACUUAUUCAACAGCGGGUUAUUUCAAUAUUACUGUUAAAAUUCAGUCCGAAAUCAGCGAAAUGGUUAUCUCCUGGAUACAAGUGGUUGAAAACGAACUCUCCUUAGAACUUUUACAUUUGGAUCGAGUUCCAACUUCUGAAUCCCAGCAAGAGCUUGUUUUACGCAUUACAGACCCAAGUAAAUCACCGUUGUUCAAGCUUAACUGUACUCUAGAUGUAGAUGGCGAAGUUUCUACCCUAGACGUCCCGGUAUUUAAUUAUGGUUCAAAUGAGACAUUUAAUUACCGAUAUGUUGGCAUUGGAAACAAAACCGUAACUGUGAACUGUUCAAAUACAUUACGAAACUGGGUAUACACAAAAAUUGUCGAGGUUUAUACCGACUGCUUUGCUUCUGCAGAUUUUUUCAGUACUGCUUUUAAGAGCUUAGCUACUCCUAUGAAGGUCUCCAUUACACAAAUUGUCCAGAUCACAGCAAAGGUAGAAGUGUCCGAUUUAUGCAAGAACAGUUCACGCACAUAUUGGUGGGAUUUCUAUGAUGUUCCCCACAAUGACCUUUCAAACCCGGAAUUGCGUGAGUAUUACAAUAACACUGCAAAUCAACCUCAAGGAGUGACUAUUACUUUUGCAAAAGAAGCCAUCGAAGCAGGCUUGAAGAGGCUGGUACUGAGAGUCAAUUUGACCGACCAAGAAGGAGGCGUCCUUGAAGACUUCAUCUAUGUAAAUUUCAUUACUCCUCCUAUCGUGGCCCAAAUAACUGGGGGUUCCGAAAUUACCCAUGGAAAACAAACCAAUCUGAGAGUGGACGCAACUUUAUCCAGGGACCCAGUGCAAAUCUAUGUUGAUCAGCCAUUCGAUUUCACCUGGAAUUGUUUUAAAAUCCCUUACCUAAAUUUGUCCGACUUGACCGAUUUUAUGGGUAAAUUCCAAACAUCCAACGAGAUAACACCAUUGUGGCCAAAUUGUACGACAACAGCCUUGCCCACCGAGGGAAUUAUCACAAUACCUUCGACAGAACUAGAGGAUAGUUUCUAUUAUCUUUUCAUUGUGACGGUAGAAAAAUUCAAUGUAACCUCAGCAGGAUUGCCAGUGCAGAGAAAUGAUUCAGUUUUUCAGGCAGUUAAAAUUGUUCCAUACGAGCCACCAAAAGCUGAAUUGAAAUGUUUGCGAAAUUGUAUGCAGAAAAUCAACAGAAACUCUGUAUCUAGUUUUGAAGUGAAGUGCUCGAAUUGCGAUACGAACACUCUCUAUAAAUGGGAUUUUGAAAAAUAUGACGUUAAUACUGGUACUUUCUCAUCUUUAUUAAACGGUGCAGAUGGGCCAGAUGCGUAUAUAGAAACAAGAACGCUGGAACUGAGUUAUUUAGCAUUAAAGAAAGACGUUUUACCAGAGGGAAAUCAACUGAGAUUAAAAUGUCACAUAAGUUUGGAUGGAAAAAAUGCGACUGUUUCAAAAAUAUUUUCUGUGAAUUAUUCGCCAAGAGGGGGCACGUGUGAAAUCAACCCUGUCACAGGGGAGGCAAGCAUUACAUAUUUUGAAAUCAAGUGUAAAGACUGGAAGGACGAGGAGGAUAGAAAUAUAAUGGACGACACAGUGGAUAUGUUCGCGUCACUGAAGUAUAAGAUUUACCAAUACAGCGUUCGAAAUGGAACUCUUGUUACAUCUUACCUUGGAGAGUCAACUGAGCCGAAUGCCAAAGUUUACCUUGGAAUAGGAGACCCUAGCAAUGAUUAUAAUAGUAACAUAACCAUCUACAUUUACGAUAAAUACAAUGGAAUGACAGCGUAUUCUCUCCCAAUACAGGUCACUAAUCCCCUUGCAAGUUCUACAUUGCCAAGUGACACAAACGUAGAUGAUUAUUACAAAAAAGUCAUGGAAGAAAUACAAAAAACCGGAAGUCCAGAGCUUUUAAUGAAAUCAAUUGAAUCUAUUACUUCUGUACUUACGGACUUUACGAUUGUUGCUAAUGACUCGUACCCGAAUAUAGAAGUUAGUAAGGUCCCUACCCGGUGGAAUGAAGGCCUGAUAGAUCUCCAAGACGUAAACGGAACACAGGUCAUGGCCAGUUAUGAUGCAAUGCUCGAAGAUAUUCUGCAACAAUCGCAAAAUCGUUAUCAGAUUAAAGUACAAGAAACAAUAACUAACCUCACGCAGAAUAUGUUAGACCAACUACAAAGAACAAACUCUAGCACAUUUUCCUGGGUGGAAACAGCGUCAAGCGCGUUUGGCAAUGCUCUGAUGAAGGAAGAUUUUAUUUCUGAGGAAUCAGUGGUACAUGCUUCACAAGCCUUAAAACAACUCACUGGUGCGUUCUCAAAUUUGACUAUUAGCCAGUAUCUUGGUGAUGAUUCCAUUUUUAGUAGCAGCAGUUCAGCCAUCGAACAAGCUGCUUCCGGUAUAAUGCAGCUGAUGGACUCUAUUGUGGUAAAUGCUGUCCCCAAUGAUAAUGUCAACACCUCCGACGCCCUAGUGGCAGCGACUGACACAGCUUCCUCCCGACUGUACGUUAACUAUCUUUUUGCUAUGAAUGAAGAUGCGGCAUACGAAUACGCUGAAAAUGGUACUUUGACUCCAGAGGAAAGAGUGGGUAUGUUCUACAUGAAAUCCAGGAUAUCGCAGAUUGAAUUCGAAAAGAAACGAAGAACAAGUGAAGAGUCGGGUAGAGCAUUAAAUGAUGCAGUAGAAUCUUUAACAAAGUCGAUGAUGUCCGUGGAAUGCACAGGUUGUACUCGUACUUACACGAAGCCAAAUAUGGAGAUAUAUAUUCAAAAGGACACCGUGGGUAUUUUAGAGGCACCCAAUGGAACAUCAGUCAGUUUAAACUUGUCAUUAAGCUUUGGAGCUCUCCCAAAAGACAAAUUUGUUCAAUUUUCUGCAACUGAGAUGAAAAAAAAUAUUUAUUUGUACGACCAUUCUAAAACAGCAGCUCUUAUUACAUCACCUGUCCAAAAGCUUUCUGCUAAAUCACAAAAUGGUGGACAAGAUCUGUCGGUCUAUGUCGUUACUAUACAACAACCAGUGAAGUCGGAUUUUAGUGAAGUAAAGCUCACAAAGCCGGCUUUCAUAUCAGGAGAUGCCUCUGGGUUUUUUUACCAUACAUUCUUGUACAGAAAUCUUGGAGACUAUGCCUGCUUCCACAUUGUUCAGCAAGACCCUCCACUAAAUGAAAAAUAUGAUGUGUAUUUACGUGCCGAAGAUUUCCCCACCAUCUUUCAGUAUGACGCCAAAACGGAAGUGUCUGUCAAUAGAGACUACAUGGCUUGUAUUCCUCCACAGAAAUUAACUUCUGUAGGAAUCAUGCACAUGGGGCUUAAGCCCACACCCAUUCCAUAUCAUACUGGCCGAAGGAAACGAGCAGCAGCUCCAGGAGGCUAUAAUGGUACUGAUCCAAAAUUGAACCCUUACCGCUUAAUGGUUGUAUCGGCUGGCUGUAAUACUUGGAAUGAAAAUAAAGAAAAAUGGAGAUCGGAUUCAUGUCUGAUGGACUGGAAACCAACUCAAGGGGAAGUAGCGUGCGAAUGUACGGGCCAGAAUGGGAUGACUUUUGCAAAUUCUUUUUAUGUUGCUCCAAAUACCAUUGACUUUGCUACAGUAUUUCUGAAAUUUUCACCCAAGGACCAAGCUGCAGUGUUGGCAACAUUCGCUCUUAUUUUAGUUCUGUAUAUUGCGCUGAUGAUUUGGGGCCGUCAUCAGGAUAAGAAGGACAUUGUCAGGUGGGGCGUAACGCCUUUGAUUGACAACUUUGUUGAUGAUACUUACUACUAUCUGAUUACUGUAUACACUGGAAUGAGGCGGGGCGCUGGAACGAAGUCACGUGUUGGCUUCAUUGUGGCGGGAGAGGACGGCGAUACUGGUGUUAGAGAACUAUUUGAUGGUGUCAGAACGGAAUUUCGCACGGCUAGUGUGAACCAUUUCCUUAUGGCCACGUCACAGCCCCUGGGACCGUUGACAUAUCUCUACAUCUUUCAUGACAACUCCGGAGAGGGGGAAUGGUCAUCAUGGUACCUCAAUCGUGUCGACGUAGAAGACCUCCAAGAUCGGACCAGGUUUGUCUUCAUGUGUGGUCGUUGGCUGUCGCUGGACAACCUGGAAAGCCAAGUUGAGGCCGUUCUUCCCGUUUGUGGCCGAGAAAACGUCACAACUUUCAAGAAUAUGUUUUACAUUAACUAUAAAGAAAGUUUGGCCGACAAUCAUCUCUGGAUCUCUAUUUACUUCCGGCCGACUAGCAGUCAUUUUACUCGAAUCCAAAGAAUCACGUGUUUAUUACUUUUUAUCAUGUUGACAAUGAUAGGUAACGCUGUGUACUUCAGGCCUGAAGAUGAAUACGAAAAUCCAGAAACAGUUAAACUAGGUCCUCUGCAGUUUUCCUGGCAAACGGUAUUCAUUUCAAUAAUGAGUACCUUAAUCUCUACGCCAGCAGUCAUUCUGGUCGUCACUUUGUUCAAGAAAGCUAAACCACGAGUAACUGAUUACGAUGUCAAAGAUUCUUCACUCAAAUAUUCUUUACCGGUCAUAAACAGUUUCAUGGACAAAGUAUUAAAGGAAAGUAAGGAGCUUGAGCGCACUUUGGUGGCAAAAGGCGUCAUGAGCAAAGAUGGAACAAUACUUCCGUUUUGGGUAACUUACAUUGCUUGGUUUUUGGCGCUAGCUGGAAGCUUCACUUCUGCGUUUUUUAUUAUGCUGUUCAGUAUGGAAUGGGGAAAGACAAAGACAGAGAUGUGGCUGGCACAAUUUUUCCUCUCCUUUUUAGAAUCAGCAUGUAUUCUGGAUCCAUUAAAAGUUGUAAUGAUGGCGGCGGUAUUUGCUUUAAUAUUUCAACAAACUGAAAAAUUCCGACCAUCAGGUCUGACCCGGGAAAUUGUCUUGAAAAAUUACAGACAGAGAUAUGGACAGGAACAGAGUAUACGUAUCCCAGCACCACCACUUAAUCAUUCACUCUUGGAAAAAGCUAGAGAAGAGCGCAUGCGCGACAUUAAGAUGAUGGACUCUGUGAAACAAGUCUUUGUCACGUUGAUUUAUAUAUGGAUCAUCUACAGUAUCAGUUUCAGUAACCGUGAUACUGGAUCUUAUUAUGUUCAAAGAGACAUAUCCAAACGCCUUCUGACUCCCUUUGGAGCACAAAAGUUCGAGGAGAUUAAAACAACAGAACAGUACCUUGAUUGGCUUAAAAAGGUGGCGUUCCCUACCCUGUUUCCGGAGAAGGAGUACAAUGGAGAUCGCCUCUACUGGAGACACAGGCAAUACGCUGAGGGUCUAACUAAUUUCAGAGUUGGGCCUCCUAGACUCAGACAAGUGAGAGUUGUAGAAGGUGAGGAAACGAUUCAUCCCUUUGGCAGUGUUAAAAUAUAUCCAUCCUACAGCAUUCUUAAUGAAGAGGCACGCAGCUUUUGUUUUGGAUGGGCGAAACUUCCCUGUGAUAUUAAGGCAGAAGCUUAUUCAUUCUCUUUCAAGGCCUGGAAGUACACAAAUCCAUUUGAUAUUUGGGGAGUUCCGGUCUUAGGUUACUACAAUUCGUACUCUGGUGGAGGGUACAUCGCAGAGCUAGAUGUGAAUCUUGACUUUACAAAUAGGACCAUGCAAGAAUUAACCCAAAACUUGUGGAUAGACAGGUCAACAAGAGCUGUGUUCUUUGAAUUUACUGUAUAUAAUGCUGAUUUUAAUGUAUUCACUUACAGCAUGCUUGCAACGGAGUUUCCUGAAGUGGGAGGGGUAAUGACAAUGUCAACAAUAUAUCCAUUCCGACUGUAUCAUCAUGUUGGACAAACAGGAUAUUACGUCAUCUUCUGUGAAAUUUGUUUUGUACUAUUUUUGGUGGCUCAGAUUAUAAGAGUCAUAUAUUAUCUUUACAAACUUCGCUUACAGUUCUUCAAAAGUACAUGGCUCGUGUUAGACUUUGUUGGUAUAUUCUUAAGCUUCGUUGCAAUCGCUAUGUACGCGGGAAGGAUGCUUCUAGCUAACGAAACUUUUGCAAAGUUCAAAGCAGAUCCAAAGGCUUUUGUCAAUUUUCAACAUAUCGCCUACUGGGAUUCCCUUUUUAUUAUCCUGAUUGGGUUGUUAGUAUUUCUAGGAACAACAAGGCUACUUGGGAUUCUGGGAUACGACAAAAGGAUCGGACAGGUGUUCCGUGUGUUCGAUAACUGUGCUUGGGAUUUAUUGUGGUUUGGGGUCUUUUUCCUCUGUCUCUUUGUCUUUUAUGCCAUACUAGGCUACCUUUUGUUUGGACGAGACUUGGAGUCAUACUACGAUAUUUUCCAGUCACUCGGAACACUCUUCAUAAGUAUGAUCGGUAAAAGUAAAUUCAACGAAAUAAACGAGGCAGAUCCUCUAAUGGCGCAGUUCUACUUCUUUACCUAUGUUCUCUUUAUCGUGUAUUUCCUCUUGACCAUGUUCUUAGCGAUUCUUUGUGAGAGCAUUAAUGUGGUGCAUCAGAAAACCAAGCUGGACCGUUCGGAUGAACUAGUUAUGUACCUGAUAGAUAAAGUCCGAGAUUUCUUCUCAAGAAAUAAGGACGGCAAGAAAGCACAUAAAGAUUUCACCUCUAUCAUGGCCGAGCACCAAAAACCACUGAAUUUGUUGAAGGAGCUUCGGAAGGAUAUCGAUAGCGCCAUGUCUGCCUAUUCUGAACAGGAGGACAAGGACAAGCAGGACAGAAUGAAAAAACGGGGCAAAGAGUUUCUGAAGAAAUUGGAGCAAGCAACUUAAAACAACGAGAAAGCAAUGUUUAAUUACGUCAGCAGGGCUCAGAAUUAGCUGAAGCAACACAGCAACAUUAUGAGAAACUUUAUGUUGAAUAACUUUUCUUGUUCUGAACAAUCUAUUGUCUAAAUUUUGUUCAAAGUGGUUGGGGAACUAUCUGUGAUAACUUUCAUUUUAUCCUAUUUUUAAAGAUAUUAUUUUAAAAAUCUUAGGAAAUAAAUAUUAUUGAUUAAUGCAGAUAGUUGAAACUUAAGAUCCCCGAAUCUAUAUCCACACCAUAUUAUUUACUAAAGGUUUGCAAUGCUCAUGUACAUGUAAAUCUUUAAAUAAUUCUUCAACUUUUACGAAUACACAAAUUGAAUACCAUUUGUGUCAUUUUUCUAAACAAUAACGGAGCUCAAUUCUGUUUGAGUGCAAUAUCUAAAUAACAUCGAAAUUUAUAAUUUUUUAAAAUUAUUAUUUUACCUGCUUAGAGACUUUCAAUAUGACAAAUGGCAAAUACCAAGUCGCGCCAAGCUUAAGGACAAUUAAUCUUAUUUCUCAUGUAGAGUUUAAUUUUCAAAGAUGUGAUUUUUUUCAUGUAUCAAAAGAUCUUUUUGUCAAGGACAGUAUUCGAAAGAAUUAAAUCAAUCGUGAUGGUACUUGCUAUAAUCGCGCUUUUUGCUUUUCCUUUUUUCUUUUUUUUUUUUUUGUUAGUUUGUUUGUUUGGUUUUUUUUUUUUGAGAAUACAAAAAUUCGUGAAUGUUUUACUUAUUGCUAUAUGGACAUUUUUAAGACCUGAUAUGCACUCGCGAACCGGUGCCGAAAGAAAAAAAAAGAAUAAAACGCCUGCCAACUUUAAACCCCAAUUCAAUAUAUAUAUGUACUGCUAUAUACUGCUGUGAUGUUAAUACUGGUGACUCUUUCUCUGUUAUUUGUAGAACUGGAGAUAUUAAAUUGAAUGUGGAAACUUGACUUCUGUGUAAAUAAACAUUCUUCACGUGUUUGAACGCAUGAGGUAUGCAUUGUUAUAAUAAAUAAUUGUUAAUAAUGAUCAGUGAGUUGUUAAACAUAACAUAUAAAAAUAUUUUUGUAUUCUAUACCUUUAUCCGUCCAAAUAUAAACAUUUCAGUUAUUAGUAAACAUGCAUGUGUGAUUAAUAAACAAUUAGUUUA